AUGUCUCAGAAACCCGUCGGUAACACUAAAGAUGGUCGCAAGAGGGUUCUCAUCGUCGGCGCAGGCGCUGGCGGGAUGGCCACAGCCCAUCACCUCUCCCAACAUCCUGAGAAAUACGACGUCACCUUGAUCGACGCCGUCGACUAUUGCGGCGGACAAGCCUUCUCAUGCCCCCUCGACAAGGAUCGUCACGGAGCAAGCUGGUUCAAUCAGGGCGUCCAGGGCGGCAGCUUCAUCUUCCACCACACGCUCACCAUGUUUGCCCGCCAAGGCUACCAUGCCGACCUUGUCAACCUGCAAGUAUCCUUCGGCAAGGGCGAAACGUUCUGGACCAACGUCUUUCCCACGGAACUGAUCAAGAAGCACCAGAGCGAAGUCCGCCGACUCCACUUUGCCAUCCGAUUCAUGCGCUGGUUCGAGAUCUUCUUCGCCCUGAUCCCCAUGAGGAUCUUUUUCAAGCUAUGGUUCUUCUCCGAGGAAUUCACCAACACUGUCGCCCUGCCCAUGGUUGCCCUGUUCUUAGGGACCGGCAAUGAAGCACCGAAUGUCCCCUCCAUCAUGCUUGAACGCCUCAUAACCUCGCCCACCUACGGCAUGUGGUACCCGUACGACAAACUCAGCAUCGCCUCCAACCUGCCUCCCAUGGUCGUCUUCCCCAACUUUAGCGACUUCUACACCACGUGGCAAAAAGACCUGGAAUCGCGGGGCGUGACGGUCCGCCUGUCUACGGAGCUCGUCAGCGUCCUCCACCGCUCCAAGUCGCGCGGCGUGAUUGUCUGUCUCAAGCACCGCACGCCCGAACCGGACCACCACAACGCGCAAUUCGGCGACCCCAACGCCCCAACAUUCGAGGAACACUACGACGAGCUCGUCCUCUGCUGCCUCGCCGACACGGCGAAACGCGUGCUCAGCAAGACGUCCUCGUGGCGCGAGCGAAAGGUGCUCGGCUCGGCCAAAUUCUCCGACGACAUCACCAUCACGCACACCGACGCGGACUACAUGAAGAAGCACUACGAGAACUUCUACUCGGCCGCCACGCCCGGCGUAACAUCCCUGACGGGCAAGGACGACCAGUCCUCGCGCAUCGAGUACGCCAAACAGAACUUCCGCCCCAUGUACUACAUCAAGAUGUACCCGCAGGACAUUAGUAAAUUGGAAAUGUGCUUCGACACGACAAACUACCAGUGCCAAUUUCCCGAGAACGUGCCCUUUGAAAGCCACGUCUUCCAGACGAUCUUCCUGAACAAGAAGCGCGACGGCCACUUGUGGAGCGACGGCGAGAUCGACGAGACUAAAAUCAUCCGCAAGGACUGGUGGCACCAGCUCUGCCACAGCUGGACGCACUACGUGCUCGUCGUGCCCUGGAUGAUGUUCCUGCAGGGCCGCAACCGCGUGCGCUACGCGAGUUCGUGGACGCUCGUCAACGCGCACGAGGUCGCCAUCAUGGCGGGCAUUGCGGCGGCAGUGGAUCUGGGUGCCGAUUACCCGGAGGAUCUGGAGCACGACAAGUUCGCGUUUCUCGCCUUCAGGCUGUACUACCUGCUCGUGUACGGGAAGUGGUACCGCCGCAAGUUUAGCGCCAAGGGGAGGCUGGAGACGGAGAAGGCCAGGGAGGGCAAGAGCUGGGCGUCGGGGCCGUAUGGGAGUGUGUACAAGGGGCCUGGGGUGGCCGGGCAGGAGAGACAGACUUGGCGCGAGGAGAUGAAGAAUGGGAAGAGCACGGGUAGUAUGGCGAGCGGCAACGCAGAAGGGAGGAGUCAGCCUUGA
Cladophialophora yegresii CBS 114405 is the source of this 1767-nucleotide messenger RNA. RefSeq lists its product as uncharacterized. The coding region runs from base 1 to 1767 and encodes 588 amino acids. The transcript has a single exon. The record is from RefSeq and is a predicted model, not a curated record. NCBI's taxonomy places the organism in Eukaryota, Fungi, Ascomycota, Eurotiomycetes, Chaetothyriales, Herpotrichiellaceae. Gene Ontology annotation, molecular function: oxidoreductase activity.